Tilletiaria anomala UBC 951 is the source of this 330-nucleotide messenger RNA. RefSeq lists its product as uncharacterized. The transcript is spliced from 2 exons. Lineage: Eukaryota; Fungi; Basidiomycota; Exobasidiomycetes; Georgefischeriales; Tilletiariaceae. The record is from RefSeq and is a predicted model, not a curated record. The coding region runs from base 1 to 330 and encodes 109 amino acids.
AUGUUCAUCUAUGAGGAGGUGCCGAGCAAGGCUACCUGGAGUUUCGGGACGGCAACGCUGCUAUCGAGCACGGCACAUCUGGCGUCCAAGACAUUUUCAGCAGUGACGGCAAGACGCGCGAAAUCUUGCUUGAAGGGCGCACCCGAGAAGCAGGGUAAUGAAAAGGGCCACGCUAGCAUCAAGUUGCCGGCCAACUCUCGCAGAAGCUCUUAUGCACGCUCGGACCAAGAAUCCCGUGUGCGCCCAGGUAUCGCGUCUCGACAACAGAGCAUUGCUGCCAGCAGGGUCAGCAGCAAGGCGCUGAGUAGGCGCAACAGCGAAACGGCCUGA